This is a messenger RNA of Paraphaeosphaeria sporulosa, 2380 nucleotides long. RefSeq lists its product as uncharacterized. The record is from RefSeq and is a predicted model, not a curated record. The transcript is spliced from 3 exons. The coding region runs from base 22 to 2046 and encodes 674 amino acids. NCBI's taxonomy places the organism in Eukaryota, Fungi, Ascomycota, Dothideomycetes, Pleosporales, Didymosphaeriaceae.
CCCUUCUCUGCUAGCGCCGAGAUGGUGUACAACUGGGGUGAUAAGGAAGCAGAGUGCUAUCAAUUGUAUGUCCGUGAGCGGCGGAGUCUGAGGGAGGUGGCGGCGUACUGGAAGCAGCGCGGGUUCACGCCGAGCAAGCGCGCUUUUCAGACGCAGUUCAAGCGCUGGUGCUUCCCCAGCAAGCAGAGUCCAGCGUAUAAGAAUCCUAUGCUUAUUGCGCGGGUAAAGGAGCUAUGGGAGAAGAAUACGACGCAGAAAGAUAUGCUCGACGUGCUUCAGGUCGAGGGGUUCCAGAUCAGUGAUCGGGAGCUUGUGAGGUUGAGAUCGCGUUUUGGUUGGUUUUUGAGGGAAAACAAGGGGAGGAAGGGCGAUCAUGACGAAUCGACACUGCAGAAGAGAAAGGGGAGUAGGAGUGUGCGGAUGAUGGCAGACGAUAUGAUCGAUCAGCUGGCGGCUGCAAUUUUAGCAGGCGCGAGUGGGGAGGAAGACUCGGAUGAGGAACCUGGCGAGAGAGAGAAGCGUGAGAACGAGGGCUCGCCUGCCAGGCCUGAAGUUACACUGCCACUACCAUCAGAUCCCUUAGACUCAGCGGAGGCACUUCGCCGACAGCUCCGACAGCAACAAUUGCAAACCGAGUCCGACGAGAAGUGGCGUGCACGCAAACGCCGGCGACGAACAAGAGGCUGGGCUGGGCUGCCCGCCGAUGCGCCUGGCGAACCGCCGCGGUUCCCCUCUGAAACCACGCUCGACGAGAGCAAAGCGUACCUGGGCUUGGACAACAGGCUCUACGCCCAGAUACGCGACGAUUUCCAAGCAAUAUGCCGAUCUGAAAGCAUCUUCAAGAAAACCGUUGCCGGGCCCGAGAAGUGGGCGGAGCUCCUGCAACGCCUCGUCCGAGAGAGUCCCCACCUGGAAAAUGUCUUCCAUGAACAGGCGGAAACGCUGCAGCAAAUUGAUGCGCUGUGGAAGCCAAAGAACUACAAAACACUGUCGCUAGACGUGAUAUGUCAGGAUGUGACCAAACGCCUGCGCCACCUGGAAACUCGCAUGACCCUCUCAGAAGCAAAGAACGCGCUCAAUCUGAACCCUACACAGACCCGCGAGGUCAAGCACGCGUUUCACAAAAUUCUUAAAGAAGACCGGUUCGCCAGCAAGUUCGAGGCCGGCGGGGAGCGGUGGAAUCAACUGAAGCAGCGCUGGGUCGAUAGAUCGGAGCCUUUGAAGACCGUAAUCACGCCAUACGACGGAGGCAAGGCUGAGCACGCACAGCGUCUCCGAGCAGUUGAGGUGCUGGCUCGCGACGUGAUGAAGCGGCUGCGGGCUGAGAUUACACGCGUGGAAAAGGAGCAGGCUGGGGAGGCGAGCAGGGCGGCGCAUCGUGGACCAGGGCCUGGUCCCGCACCACCCUCUGCCCCAGUUCAGAACAAAGCAAUACGCAAUACUGUGGCUGGAAACACCAGCUUGAGGCUGAGGCGACCUGCUAAUUUUGACUCACAACAGAAUGGGCAUGACCUCGGUCAUACGGCAGUCCCUCAAAUAGAGCUCGACGCAGACCUCCAAAUCGACCCCUCGCUCCUACUUGCCGCCAGCGACGCCAUCCUCCCCCGCCCGCCAGCCCUCCAUCAUCCCACUCAUGACCACCACGGCGACAUCCCUAGCGCAUACGCCCAUACGCCUACCAAUAAUACCUUCCCGGCUCUUCCCGCCCCCACACCCACCCCAUCUCCACUACUUAUAUACUUCCGCCUCCAUCCUCACAGCGUCACUCCUCUCCCGCACAAGACCGUCUGGCUCAGCAUUGUGAUGACGCCCACCCUCGAGGAGGUUCGACGCCUAGCUGUGCGCGAGCAUCCUGGGAGCGAGGUCGUGGCGCUGGAAGGAGUAGUUGGGACGAAUGGUGGAGAUGGCGAGGUGUGCGUCAGGAUUGACAAUGAUGCGGAAUUGGGGGCAUAUUUGGGGCACGCUUCAGCUGGUGCUGGGGCAAGUGGGGGAGGACAGGGGAAAGCGGUGUUUGUGGUGAGGUUGGGCGUGCGUGGGCAGAGCUAGAGCGUGGUAUGGCCUUGUAUGUCUGGGGGUGGGUAAGAGUGCUGUGUGUAUGGCGAUACUGGCGUCUGUAAUGGAUGGGGAGUUUGUGAAGCAGUGCACUAGUACGCUGGCUAGCCCUAGUACAAACGACGGCAUACUGAUCUUAGGGUAACACACAGAAUUCAACACUGCAUGAACAAAGCUCUCAUCAGUCAUCCCGAUUAUUUACACUGUACUCAAAUAUUACCCUGACACUGUGAGUCACCAUCUCCGCACACUACACGAUGUGGUGGAAACGGAUCAAAAGACUUGGCUGUGCAUCAUAGUGUCCCUCUUCUACGUAGGUUCUGCAGCU